AUGGCGGCGGCCGGGGCGGUGGCGGUGACACGCAGCCCGGGAGCCCCGGCAGGGACGGCGGCUCGAGCCCGGCGCCCGACCCCGGUGCGGCCCGCGCGGCUGCCCCCGCUGCUCGUGCUGCUGGCGGCGGCGGCGGGGCCGGGCGCGGGCGGCGCGGCGCGGCUGUACCGCGCGGGCGAGGACGCCGUGUGGGUGCUGGACAGCGGCAGCGUGCGCGGAGCCACGGCCAACAGCUCGGCGGCGUGGCUCGUGCAGUUCUACUCCUCGUGGUGCGGCCACUGCAUCGGCUACGCGCCCACCUGGCGGGCCCUGGCCGGGGAUGUGCGAGACUGGGCCGCCGCCAUCCGUGUGGCUGCGCUGGACUGCGCGGAGGAGGAGAAUCACGAGGUGUGCAGCGCCUACGACGUCCACUUCUACCCCAGCUUCCGGUAUUUUAAAGCAUUUACAAAGGACUUUACAACUGGAGAAAAUUUUAAAGGGCCCGACAGAGAGCUGCAGACCAUGAGACACGCCAUGAUCGACUUCCUGCAGAACCACACGGAUGGGAACAGGCCUCCUGCCUGCCCCGCCUUGGACCCCAUUCGGCCCAGUGACGUCCUUUCUCUCAUUGACAACCGUGAUGGCCAUUAUGUAGCUAUUUUAUUUGAGAGCAACAGCUCGUAUGUUGGACGUGAGGUGAUUUUGGACCUGAUUCCAUAUGAAAACAUCGCCGUGAAGAGAGCGCUGGCUGCAGACGGAGCCGUUCUGGAGAAACUUGGUGUCUCUUCCGUCCCUUCAUGUUACUUGAUUUACCCCAAUGGGUCACACGGGUUAACCAACAUCGCGAAGCCUCUCCGAUCGUUUUUUUCCUCUUAUUUGAAAUCGUUGCCGGAUGUGAGGAAAAAAUCACUUCCGUUGCCUGUGAAGCCAAACGAAGAAGAAAACUCUGAAGUUGUGUGGAGAGAGUUUGACAGGUCCAGGCUGUACACGGCAGACCUGGAGUCGGGGCUGCAUUACCUGCUGAGGGUGGAGCUGGCUGCUCACAGGUCCCUCGCUGGCGCCGAGCUGAGAGCCCUCAAGGAUUUCAUCACCGUAGUAGCCAAGCUGUUCCCCGGGCGGCCGCCGGUCAGGAAGCUGUUGGAGAUGCUGCAAGAGUGGCUGGCCAGCCUGCCCCUGGAGAGGAUCCCCUACAAUGCCGUCCUUGACCUGGUCAACAACAAAAUGCGGAUUUCUGGAAUCUUCCUUCCUAACCAUAUAAAGUGGGUGGGAUGUCAAGGAAGCCGACCGGAGCUGAGGGGUUACACAUGUUCUCUCUGGAAACUGUUCCACACUUUGACCGUUGAAGCCGGAACCCACCCAAAAGCGCUGGAUGACACAGGUUUCGAAGGCGACCCCCAGGCAGUGCUGCAGGCCAUCAGGAGUUACAUCCACACCUUCUUUGGGUGUAAGGAAUGCGGGGAGCACUUUGAAGAGAUGGCUAAGGAGUCCAUGGACUCUGUGAAAACCCCCGACCAAGCCAUUCUCUGGCUUUGGCAGAAGCACAACCUGGUGAACAGUCGCCUGGCAGGGCACCUGAGUGAGGACCCCAGGUUUCCCAAGGUUCCGUGGCCCACUCCAGACCUCUGCCCGGCCUGCCACGAGGAGACCAAAGGCCUGGACAGCUGGGACGAAGGCCAGGUGCUCCUGUUCCUCAAGCGGCAUUACAGCGGUAAUAACCUGGACCACACGUACGCCGCGGCCCUGGGCGGUGCCGGCGAGGGGGGCGGGCCGGCCGAGACCUCAGAGCGGGAAGGAGGCCGCGCUUUCCCCCAGAAGCCUGGAGACCAGGGCUCCCGGAGUCUCCGUCCGCCCAGCGUGCAGCCUCCCAGACCUGGCCUGUCAGAGGGGCCACACCUCAGACAGGACAGGGCCGGGGUCCCCGGCCGCAGGGAGGCCGAAGCGGCCACGCCCUUUCUGGGGUCAGGCUUCUCCAGCCUGGACAUGAGCCUGUGUGUCGUGCUCUACGUGGCCUCCUCCUUGUUCCUGAUGCUCAUGUUCUUCUUCUUCCGGGUGCGGUCCAAGCGUCGGACGGUCCGGCACCGCCACCCGGCCGUGUAGCGCCUUGGGGAGCCAGCCCGCUACGCGCUGGCGUCAUUUCACAUCAGGGGUUUCACAGACACAACCUGCUUUCCCGUCAGAUGGCAGCUUCGGUUUCCGAGCCUGCGGGCUGUGGGACCACAUUCCCGGCACCCUCAGCGGGCACCUUUUACAGAUCUGCAGCUUCUGUGUUUUCACUCUUCCAGGCCUGAAAAUGGCAGGGGGGGUCCAGGCCAAACGAACAGAAGUCGUUACGCCCACUUUGAUCUCGAGCUCACUAGACUCCACGUCUGUCUGUCUGCAAAGCUUUGUUUUGGGAUUUGGAGCACCCCCCUCCCGCCUCCCCCCGGCGGCUGGGCGAAUGAAUGCAGCCACAGAGCUGCAGCACCGGCCUCCGGACGCCUCUGCCUCCCGACUCACCUGUGCUUUCCAGCUGCUUGGUUGUCUGUGCAGAAGCACAAGCCCAUGGCACGGGCGCCACGGCAGCUCAGAACCAGAGGAGGGAAGCCUUAGCUGUCCCCCUGCUUGGCUUUCACUGCAGACUGGACACUGGAGCAUGAAGGGCGAGCCCAGGGGUUUGUGGCUUUGCUGCAUUUCAAGAACUAACCCGCAGAGGCUGUGUGCAGUGGACUUGGCAGUUGGAAGGGACAGGAGGGCGACUCGUCUUAUUCUGCAGGGGCUGUGCCUUCGCUUGUUUAUGUGGUGAUGAGAGAGGGAGAAGUGAACCAGGGCGACCCAUCUGCCUGCCCUCCCGGGCGGUUCUGGGAGACAUGCUGCCCACUUGGGUGGGGGUUGUACAGUGGGAGGGGUCCCCAGGGGCGUCCCCUUUGUCAUCCAGCACCUGUAGGUUCCCCUUGUGGGGACCCAAGUCUGGAGUGAGUGGUGGAUGCCUCUAAGGCCAAAUUUUACUUGCCUGAAGCUGUUUAACCAAGGGUGCUGGCACAGGGGCUCGUCCCUCAGGCUUUGGUGGUUAAGUUUUUACUAUUUAAUGAUUUUAACACAUUAUUUGUAAAACCCAAAACAUUUAGAGGGAAUGAAGAUGUAAACAAACAAAUGAACUCUACCUGGGACGUUUCCAUUGAGAUGUUUUGUGGCUCUUGGUCGCCUCACAAACUCAAAUGUGUGUGUGUGUGUGUGUGUCUGUGUCUCACUGGGACGGUGGUGAGUAGUUUUCCCCACUUUGCCUGUUUUGCACUCAUGUGCUCACUCAGUAAGGCCACUGUGAUACCCAAUGUCAGCUGAUGCCUGACGCUGUCAUUAGCUGGGAGUCCAUCCGAUGGGAAGACGUGGCUGCAGAGAGCAGGCGGGAGGCCGGGCAGGGUGCCCGGCGGCGGGCGGUAGGCGGCGGUCUGAGCCUGCCCCCUCACUUCUCUGCCACCAGAGCUUUCUGCUUGUUUGACAUAUUUUAACCCCUAGAAGCCUCUUUUUUAAAACCCAUGAGCUUGUCUUCAUAGCUAGUUGUAUGCCUGGGUUAUUGAAGACACCGUGUUGUUUCUUUUCAACUUGAAAACAGGCAGAUUUACACAGAGGGAAAUAGAACCAUUCGUUCCGCUAACUGUGGGCCGCGGGGACGUUGCAGUGCGCCGUCCUGCAUCGUAUCCUUCCCGAGGCCACAUUGAAAAGCAGUGUUGGCUUUUAAGGUCUGUAAUAUUGCAGUUGGAGGUUACCACUACUCGAGCACCACGUUUACAAAGUCUGGAGGGGCAGGGUUUGCAACAGACGUCAGGGAGAGGCGAUGUGCCAAGGUGGCCACGGGAAAUGUGUCGUGUGCAAGUGUCAGCAGUCUUGCACACCUCACGUGGCCUGCUCGGAGCUGGAUGCUGUCUGUGGGCUAGGUAUAAGGUCUAUUUUCUACAGUUGUAAGUAUUCAGACAAUGAAUAUAAUAGUUGGGUAAUUUAAAUGUAUUUAUUUUUAAUGGAAGAAUUUUGAUUAAAAAUAAGCUAAUUGACAUGGAAAUGUCAGUGAAAUUUCUUACCUGGAAAGAAAGUGAACAUUUUGUAUUUAAUAAACUCUAAUGUGCACAUUUUAAAAAUAAAGAAA
Molecule: messenger RNA, 4096 nt
Organism: Rhinolophus ferrumequinum (greater horseshoe bat)
Lineage: Eukaryota; Metazoa; Chordata; Mammalia; Chiroptera; Rhinolophidae
Gene: QSOX2
Product: quiescin sulfhydryl oxidase 2
Exons: 12
Coding region: 1-2076 (691 amino acids)
Biological process (GO): protein folding
Cellular component (GO): Golgi membrane
Molecular function (GO): protein disulfide isomerase activity; flavin-dependent sulfhydryl oxidase activity
Source: RefSeq, a predicted model, not a curated record